CUUUGUAUGAGAUUUAUUAUAAGGAAUUCAUCUGUGGGGGAUUUUUUCUCACUUCCUGGCCUUUCCAGAUCUUCUUAAUCUUCCCAAUCAGUGAAUUAACAAAAGAAAACUAACAAUGAGCCCCCGUGAAAAGUUUGAAACGGUCAAGAUGGUCUUUAUUCGAUCAAUUGAGGAGACUGAGAGUCUCAAUGAAGUCAAAGAGGAAUUCAUCCGGGACGUCAGUUGCAGAAGAUUAGAACGGAUUACCACACCCACUGAUCUCCUGAACACAUUGGAAGCACAAUCGCUUAUCGGAGAGAACACAGUCACGGGAUUUAAGAGAAUAUCAAACAAGCUGCAGGAUGCUGGACUUCGGUGUGUGACGGAGAAUUUUAUGCAGGAAAUUCUGAAGGCACCUGAAUGUGCCUAUCCGGGUGUUAAUCAGUAUGAGGAGGAGAGGAAAAAUCAAUUACGACUCUCGGAGAUUUAUUCCGAAGGAAAUAAGAAGAAAACUCCGGAUGAGGAGGAGCUUGUAACGCGUGAGAAGAGAGAUGAAAUCUUCCGGAUUAUUGCAGAUGAGAUUGGGAAGAAAUGGAUGGACUUUGCUAGAGCAUUGGGAUUUCGGCAAGGAAAAAUUGACACACUACGGGAUCACCCAGCGAGGAUUCAUGUCAUCCUGGAGGAGGUUGAAAGCACACACCCACAUCGAGAAGUCUUCUCAAUGAUCCUCACAGCACUCGAGAAGAGCCGCAGGAAGGACAUGAGAGAUCGAAUUCAGCGAAUUCUACUUGAAAAGUAAUUUACUUAUUAUUAAAUUUAUAUUUCAAUAUUCAAUUAAACGCUCGUGUGAUAUCGAUUGCAAAUGAGAGGGAAA
Lutzomyia longipalpis is the source of this 853-nucleotide messenger RNA. RefSeq names its product fas-associated death domain protein (gene Fadd). NCBI's taxonomy places the organism in Eukaryota, Metazoa, Arthropoda, Insecta, Diptera, Psychodidae. The record is from RefSeq and is a predicted model, not a curated record. Gene Ontology annotation, biological process: signal transduction. The coding region runs from base 116 to 778 and encodes 220 amino acids. The transcript has a single exon. Gene Ontology annotation, molecular function: protein binding.